Triplophysa dalaica is the source of this 7247-nucleotide messenger RNA. Its product is annotated as ephrin type-B receptor 1. The transcript is spliced from 16 exons. NCBI's taxonomy places the organism in Eukaryota, Metazoa, Chordata, Actinopteri, Cypriniformes, Nemacheilidae. The record is from RefSeq and is a predicted model, not a curated record. Gene Ontology annotation, molecular function: protein binding; ATP binding; transmembrane-ephrin receptor activity. Gene Ontology annotation, cellular component: plasma membrane; neuron projection. Gene Ontology annotation, biological process: cell surface receptor protein tyrosine kinase signaling pathway; protein phosphorylation; axon guidance. Bases 130 to 3153 code for a protein of 1007 amino acids.
GUGACUCCACGCCGCUCGCCCACUGGAAUAUCAGCCCGUGUGCCAAGUGACGGAUUUUACGCGCACGCACCGCCGUUCGGUUUUCCGAAUUUGAAGGGGACACCGCGGCAGCGGGAGAUACCUUUUGCCAUGACUGUGGAAUUAAUAAAAAUGUUGUGCCUGGUAACAGCGGUUUUCGCGAUGGAAGAAACGCUGAUGGACACCCGGACAGCCACAGCAGAGCUCGGGUGGACGGCGUACCCUUCUUCAGGGUGGGAGGAAGUAAGUGGCUACGAUGAGAACCUGAACACCAUCAGAACAUACCAGGUGUGCAACGUCUUCGAAUCCAACCAGAACAACUGGCUGCUCACCACGUUCAUCGCCCGUCGCGGCGCUCAUCGGAUCUAUGUGGAGAUGCGGUUUACUGUACGGGACUGCAGCAGCAUCCCGCGGGUCCCGGGAUCGUGUAAGGAGACCUUCAACCUCUACUACUAUGAGACGGACUCCGUCAUUGCCACCAAGGGAACGGCGUUCUGGAUGGAGGCCCCGUAUUUAAAGGUGGACACCAUUGCGGCGGACGAGAGCUUUUCCCAGGUGGAUUUUGGCGGAAGGCUGAUGAAAGUGAACACGGAGGUGAGAAGUUUCGGGCCGCUGUCCAAAAAUGGCUUUUACCUGGCGUUUCAGGACUAUGGGGCGUGCAUGUCCUUGCUGUCCGUACGUGUGUUUUAUAAGAAAUGUCCCAGCGUGGUGCAGAACUUUGCCAUAUUUCCUGAGACCGUGACAGGGGCGGAAAGCACCUCACUGGUGAUCGCUCGUGGAAUGUGCAUCCCGAACUCUGAGGAAGUGGACGUGCCGAUAAAGUUGUACUGUAAUGGUGAUGGAGACUGGAUGGUUCCGAUUGGAAGCUGCACCUGCAAGGCCGGGUUCGAGCCGGACAAUGGGAACAUCUGUCGAGCUUGUCCUCCAGGAACAUUCAAGUCCAGCCAGGGGGCGGGUUUAUGUCUUCAGUGUCCAUCCAACAGCAGGUCCACAUCUGAAGCAGCAACCAUCUGCGUCUGCAGGAACGGCUAUUACAGAGCAGACGGAGAACAGCCAGACACGCCCUGCACCAGUGUUCCAUCUGGGCCAAGGAACGUCAUAUCCAUCGUGAACGAGACAUCGGUGACCCUAGAGUGGCAUUCCCCGCGCGAGACAGGAGGGCGCGACGACGUUGUUUACAAUAUCGUAUGUAAGAAAUGCCAAGCUGACCUGCGGUCAUGUUCUCACUGUGAUGACAAUGUGGAAUUUGUGCCCCACCAACUGGGGCUCACCGAAACCAGAGUCUUUAUCAGUAACCUUCUGGCACACACGCUCUACACGUUUGAGAUCCAGGCUGUGAACGGCGUCACCAACAAAAGUCCGUACCCUGCCCAGCACGUCUCCAUUGACAUCACAACAAACCAGGCUGCUCCCUCCAUCGUUCCCAUCAUGCAUCAGGUCAGCUCUACGAUGAAAAGCAUCACGUUGUCGUGGCCGCAGCCUGAACAGCCCAACGGGAUCAUCCUCGACUAUGAGCUAUGCUACUAUGAGAAGGAUUUAUCAGAGGUGAACUCGACGCAGGUGAGGAGUCAGACAAACACGGCUCGUGUGGAUGGACUGCGCUCAGGCACCGUGUACGUCAUGCAGGUUCGCGCCAGGACGGUCGCCGGGUUCGGCAAAUACAGCAACAAAAUGUGUUUCCAAACCCUCACAGAUGACGACUAUAAAUCAGAGCUGAGGGAACAGUUGCCGUUGAUUGCGGGCUCCGCCGCGGCUGGAGUGGUCUUCAUUGUGUCUCUGGUGGCCAUAUCCAUAGUCUGUAGCAGAAAACGGGCGUACAAUAAGGAGGCCAUAUACAGCGACAAGCUACAGCACUACAGCACCGGCAGAGAACUGACUCUGAGACCUGAUCUGUCAAAUUGCCAUACGCCCAUGGGCUGCCCGACCCUGCCUGGCUCUCCUGGGAUGAAGAUCUACAUCGACCCUUUCACCUAUGAGGACCCGAAUGAAGCCGUGAGAGAGUUUGCCAAAGAAAUCGAUGUCUCGACAGUCAAAAUCGAAGAAGUUAUUGGGGCAGGUGAGUUUGGGGAAGUCUACAAAGGUCGACUCAAACUGCCCGGGAAACGAGAAAUCCACGUCGCCAUCAAAACUCUAAAGGCGGGCUAUUCUGAAAAGCAGAGGCGGGACUUCCUGUCAGAGGCGUCAAUCAUGGGCCAGUUCGACCACCCCAACAUCAUUCGUCUGGAGGGCGUGGUCACCAAGAGCCGGCCCGUCAUGAUCGUCACAGAAUUCAUGGAGAACGGAGCUCUUGACUCCUUCCUUAGGCAAAAUGAUGGGCAGUUCACAGUGAUCCAGCUGGUGGGGAUGUUGAGGGGUAUCGCAGCUGGAAUGAAGUACCUGUCAGAGAUGAACUACGUCCACCGAGACCUCGCCGCCCGCAACAUCCUGGUCAACAGCAACCUGGUGUGCAAAGUCUCCGAUUUCGGCCUGUCCCGCUAUCUGCAAGAGGACACCUCCGAUCCCACCUACACCAGCUCGCUGGGUGGAAAGAUCCCUGUCAGAUGGACCUCACCGGAAGCAAUCGCAUACAGGAAGUUCACCUCUGCUAGUGACGUGUGGAGUUAUGGUAUCGUCAUGUGGGAGGUGAUGUCCUUCGGCGAAAGGCCCUAUUGGGACAUGAGCAACCAAGAUGUGAUCAAUGCUAUAGAGCAGGACUACAGACUGCCGCCCCCUAUGGACUGCCCGACUGCUCUCCACCAGCUGAUGCUCGACUGUUGGCAGAAAGAUCGGAACGCUCGGCCGCGCUUCACAGACAUCGUGAACACGCUCGACAAACUCAUCCGCAACCCAACCAACCUUAAAGCAGUCGCUAGUAUACCCACAAUUCCAUCCCAGCCUUUGUUGGACAGAUCCAUUCCCGACUUUACCACCUUCAGUUCUUUAGAGGACUGGCUGAGCGCCGUUAAGAUGUCUCAGUAUAGAGAUAACUUCCUUAACUCGGGCUUCACGUCACUUCAGCUCGUCACCCAGAUGACUUCAGAGGACCUGCUGAGGAUAGGUGUGACUCUGGCCGGCCAUCAGAAGAAAAUCCUCAACAGCAUUCAGUCCAUACAUCUGCAGAUGGCACAGUGCCAGACGGACACUGCGCUGGCAUGACUACAGGGGGCGCCGGACGACGGGCCGGGCAGCCUGCGGGAGAUUUACCAGCGGGUGAGCCCAAUCCCAUCGGAGCGCGGCAGAAUAGAGACGAUCAUCCUGAUCUGAGAAUGUUUCAGAAGAAACAUCGCAAUUCCAUAUCCAACAGACCGGACCAAACCGGGACUCGUCGGGAUUCAGAGGACGUCUGUUAACAUGUUGGCUAAGACCAGGAAACAGGAAGUCCCCUUCACUGUCUGUUUAACUCCUCUGACUAGAUUUAGAGGGAAAUCCCAAGAAGCCGACGAUUUUGGUCUCCGUCUCGUCACUGUAGUUUUGGUCUCGGACACACAAUCUACUUUUUCGUUAUUGUCAACUGUUCAAAUACCAACUAUUCAAGUUAUGUUCUCUGGUUCCAGACGUGUUUGUUCUAUCACUUCUGCUUCCCACUAUCUCGGAAUGGCUGACAUUGCCAAAGGACAUCCUGUAUGCCUGCUUCCCACCCCCCGGCCAUACGAGCGUAAAUGAUGUAUAUCUUUAAACAAAUGCAUAUAUCUUCAGAGUAAACCUUCAUAUUGAAGGUGAAGUGGAACGGACUUGUAUGUAUAUACCCACUUCUUUCACUUGCAUUUUUGGCAAUGUUGCUUACCGAACGGACCAGAACUGCCCGCGAGGCGUCUCGCGAUUCUGGAAGGCGUCGGGCGUGAUGCUACGAGUGUGAUCUGGGAUGAACUCUGACUCUUUGUCUAUGUUGUGUAAAUAUCAGUUAGUUGUAUAUAAAAUAGCGACAAAAGAAAUACCUUAGGUGAAAAAAGCUACGCAUUCAGGCCACUAAACGAAGCAGUGUUUAUUGUAGGUGUUCCCAUGCUCCCGAGCACUUACGUGUACAGCUUUUCUUUCUUCAACCUCUUCUAGUUGUUCUUGUUAGUUUUGUGUCAGAGUGUUUGAAUGCGUCGACUAGCGUUGGGUAGGCCACCCGAACUAGCUAGUUCACUUAAAUGUAGUUCCACUGUUAAUAAGCUGUACUAAUGUUGGUCUAACAGGGUCUUUAAAACCGCUAAUCUGUUUUCCAAACACGUGUUUACAUAAGCGAACCGAAAGGUCACGGACAGGUAAUAGACAGACGCGGAGCUAGCUACGUGCGCGGGAAACCACCGAUCAGACCGAGUUGCUCUCUCAGCUUCAGAUAUUUCUUGACAUUGUUAAAUGCGGUAUGUGUUCUCCGUUCCAUCAGCUCUCCAAUUAUUUGCGUGCAUGUCUGGAUUGAACAUCUGUGUGACCCUUUAGGAACAGAUGUCUAACACCACCCCAUUGAGCACAUUAUACUUAUCCAGUGAAUGAAACGCUCUCUUCGCACACAUGGAUCGUUCCCACAUUUGGGACCUUUCUCCGUUCAUAUUUUUGGUUGCCAUGGAGAAAAAAUAUUUUUUGUUAACUGCUUUACCUUUCAUUAAUCUGUUGAAGUUUAUGUAUGUGGCUUGCAUUGUAGACCUGCCAACUGUCCCCAUGAGAAAAACUGCUUAGUUAACAUAAAUUAUGUAUAGAUGAAAACCUAAAACUACAUAAAGGUGUGUGAGAACUAGGUUUAGGGUGAUUAAAGUAUUUUUAUCUCCGCAUAAUACAUUAGAAAACAGUGGCCAAUGAGCAUGCAUGCGGUGUGUGUGUGAUGAAUUAGCCGCUAUGUUGUCUGUAAGUUAAUGAGUCUCAUGGUUUAUGGUUAUUGUCUAAGAGCAACAUACACACAUAAUCCAUCAUGCAGAUGUACCCGAGGUGUUACACCUAAUUGGCCACAAUGAAUUUCACCAUGGCAACCAAAGAGCGUAUUGGUUCUUUGUUAAAGAUGACACCAUUUCUGCAGCUUCUGUCAAUAGCUCUUACCUUUGGACAAGCACACACAAACAUAACAUGCACGCACACACACACUUACAUUAAUUGUUCUGCAACUUGUGUUCCUUUUCUAAAAUUAACCAUGGUUUUACUACAGUUUAAACAAAAAAAUAACUUGGUUACUGUAGUUAAAGGGAUUGUUCACCCAAAAACUACAAUUUGCUGUUUAUUUACUCACGCUCAGGCCAUCCGAGAUGGAGGUGAUAUUCUUUCUUGAGUAGAACCAUAAAGAAGAUUGUUUGGUAAAUCCGCAGCCCUCUUUGCUUCAUAUAAUGGGAGUCUAUGGGGUCCACCUGUCCAAGAGUUCCUAAAGCACAUUAUUCCAAAAAAUGGACUCAACACUCCCUUUCUGCAGGUGGUGCUAAAGGCACCAGAUAAUGGCAUGCCAUCCGACACCAAAUACUUUAAUAAAAUCGCGUUUGGCACACUAUGACUAAUAUUAUUAAAAAUGACAUUUAGUUAUAUGAAAAUAUAGAACGAUUCGUUUCAUAAAACGUCAACAUGUCCCUUUUGAAUUAUGUGUUUUAGGAACUCUUAGACAGGUGGACCCCAUAGACUCCCAUUAUAUGAAGGAAAGAGGGCUUCGUUUUGUUCUUGUAAAUUUGCAGACUUUUUCUGUAAUUUGACUGGUUCUUACAGUUUUCCCAAAAAAUACGUAAAUUAAAAUUCUGUAAAAUGACAGAUUUGUACAGACACAUAGAAAAUCUGUUAAAAAUAACAGUAAAAUUCUCUAAAUUACAGUUUUUUUACUGAAUGGUUAACACAAAAUCACAGUUGCUAUCGUAAAAUCAUGGUUUUGCCAAUAGUAAUCAAUACAGCAAAAAAACAUGGUUACUCCAAAUUCACCACAAAAACCAUGGUUCAUUUUUAAAAGACUUGUAUUACAUAAAAGAAAAGUGCAUUUAAUUCUCUAUAUAAAAACGGUGGAUAAAUUCCAGUUGUGUUCCUCUUUUAUAUAAAUGUUAGCACAACAUUAAAAUGUCUCUUCGUGUGCCGCUGUGUAAACCACCAGAAGCGGCUCAAUUAAUGCUCACUAAGUAUCUCCGCCCUGUGCCGCUCGUGGCUCGCGUCCAGCUCGUUCGCUGUGGGGGCGUAACCAAACUGUCCGGCGUCCCGCCGUAUGGCCUCGCUGAAAAAUGGCUGACUCGCUCACAUCCCCAUGGACAAGCUGGGGAAGGCGGGGCCUACCGGCUACCUGCUGACAUACCAAACAGACUGCAGAAAAUGGUGAAUGAGCUGGGGUGAGUGAGAACAAAAGACCGAUACGAGAGGAGGAGACUGUAGCCAGUCCAGGGCAUGAAAGGGAGCAAGCUGAAAAAUGGAAAAUCAUCUGUGCACAUUAUUCCAUAAAAAAAGAAUGCAAAGGGGAUUUGGUUCUUAUGACAAUUGACAUAGUGUUGAUCAUCAUUUAAUCUGAAUAGCUGCUCUUCACUGUCUGCACAUAAAGCACUACUAAAGCAUUUCAGAUGCAAUAUGUGGUUUAUAUUUCCAUAUGUACAUUAACAGAUUGUUUGUAAGGAGAAUGUGUCCUUUCCACCAUGUCUCUCUUCAAUUAUUUAAGUGUUCUUGCUCUUUAUGUUGAAAAACUCCACCAGAACGAAAGCGUUAGCCUGCACCAUCGAAAUCUAGGUGUUUUUCAGGGGCGUUCAAAAAAAGAAACGGCCAGCGGAAAUGAUUCCAGUCUAAUUUUAUCGCUCCUUGCCUGGAGUGUCGACACAUUCUGGAAUCUUGUGCAUAGUUGGCAGAGGAUCAACGACGAUGCCGUUACCGUGCCAACUGAAGUCUGAGCCGUGUCUGAGCAUGCGUUCACGAGCACUGCUCAGACUUCACAAGCACAAACAAAAAACGUGUUCGGAGCAAACAAAAGCAUCGUCUGGAACUGCCUGUAGGAACGGGCCUGUGACUUUUUAGCAGUUUCUCUUUACUGCGCUUUAAACGAAACGUUCAUGACGAAGUGAUGGAGCAUUACUUUUGGCAACCGAGUAGGAAAGAGAGAAAGGCAAAAGGUUUGAGAGAGAGGGAGAUCGAGAGAGAGUGAACUGUUGAUGAAACUAGCAUGGCAUGGAUUCUAGCUCGCACUGUUCUGUAGAUACUGAAAGAAGGAAAGGCCCCCACCCCGCCAAGGCUAUAUAGUUACCACUUGUUUCUUGUGAUGAGUAUGUCAGAGUUUAAAACUGUAACUUUCUGAAAACUAUUGUACUGAAAUGCACUCAAUAAAGACCUUGGAA